AUGACCACAGAAGUGGACACGCAAUUGUCGGAACAUCUCCCCAUGAGUCCCAGUGUUGCGCCAAAGUCUGAAAAGAAACCAGAGCCCAGGCCCCGAAGCCACAGGGACGUCAGGCCGAGUACAGACCUGGUGACUCCCGGGACCUCGAAUUUUACGCGAAUCCACAAAGAGAGCCCCAGGACCAACUCCUCGAGCUCCUGCCGCUUCGGCAGCCUCAGCCAUCACUCCUUCUUCUCCCGGCACCACCCGCACCCACAGCACGUGGGGCACAUCCGAGAUCUCACUGGGAACCGCGUGUGUACGGUCAGGGCCGAGUUCUCUCCAGCCCACCUGCCCCACAGCUCGCUGCUGGGCUGCUGUCUGAAGAUGCCCCAAGUCUCUGUCCCCAUUGGAGACCCACAGUCCAAUCGGGAGCCCCUGCUUUAUUCUGAGGCCUGGAAGAAGGAGCUGAAGCAGCUGUCCGCCCGGCUGGCCGCCUUCACCACAGAGAGUGAGCCAAGGGACAGGAAGGAGAAAGAGCAACCCGAGAAGGCCCAGCGUGAGCACGGGGCCAGAUACUCAGCACAGACGGGCAGGCUCAUCCCCCCGCCCACCAGAGCUACCAGCCACCUCCGCUCAGGCAAACCCACUUGGAGUAGAUACGGCAGCUCGCAGGCCUUCUUCCUGGAGGACCGGGAUCUGCUGGUCCUCGAGCUCCUGUGUCAGAUCCUGCAGACAGAUUCCUUGAGGUCUAUCCAGGGCUGGCUCCUUGGCGCAUCCCAAAGAGAAAAAGAUCUCGCAUUCAGUUUCCUGAGCACGGCCCUGAGACAGCUACGGACUCAGACUUCAGUCUCCACUUCAGAAGCACAAGUCUUGAGCCAGCUGCAAGAAGCUCAAGAGAAGGAGAAAAGCUUGCUACCAUCCUACAGGGCGUCUUGGGAAGGCACAAGUCCUAAGGAUGCAUUUGCAUCACGGGGCAGAGGAAAAGGCAGAAAGCUGAGCACCCAGGCCAAGAAGCAGCCCUUCCCCCACCCGUCUACCACAAAGCUCAUUCUGGCCUACCACAAGGAGCCUAUUAAACUGUUCUUUGCCCAGUAG
Sorex araneus (European shrew) is the source of this 1077-nucleotide messenger RNA. It is a transcript of the gene TBATA, whose product is annotated as thymus, brain and testes associated. Bases 1 to 1077 code for a protein of 358 amino acids. The record is from RefSeq and is a predicted model, not a curated record. The transcript has 9 exons. Lineage: Eukaryota; Metazoa; Chordata; Mammalia; Eulipotyphla; Soricidae.